Molecule: messenger RNA, 1719 nt
Organism: Indicator indicator
Lineage: Eukaryota; Metazoa; Chordata; Aves; Piciformes; Indicatoridae
Product: mothers against decapentaplegic homolog 4-like
Exons: 11
Coding region: 85-1719 (544 amino acids)
Biological process (GO): regulation of transcription by RNA polymerase II; cell differentiation; anatomical structure morphogenesis
Cellular component (GO): heteromeric SMAD protein complex
Molecular function (GO): RNA polymerase II cis-regulatory region sequence-specific DNA binding; DNA-binding transcription factor activity, RNA polymerase II-specific; I-SMAD binding
Source: RefSeq, a predicted model, not a curated record
CGCGGGCAGCGGGGACAGCAGGGCCUCUGCGGCGGGGGUGACAGGCAGGGCCGUGCCGUGCCUGCCUUGCAGGGGAGCGGCGCCAUGGCCCUCGGCGCGCCCGCCGGCACCGACGCCUGCCUGAGCAUCGUGCACAGCCUGAUGUGCCACCGGCAGGGCGGGGAGAACGAAACCUUCGCCAAGAGAGCCAUCGAGAGCCUGGUCAAGAAGCUGAAGGAGCGCAGGGACGAGCUGGAGGCGCUGCUGGCUGCCGUCACCACCAGUGGAGCUCAUCCCAGCAACUGCGUCACGAUCCAGCGCACCCUGGACGGGAGGCUGCAGGUGGCUGGCAGGAAGGGCUUCCCGCACGUCAUCUACGCGCGGCUGUGGCGCUGGCCGGACCUGCACAAGAGCGAGCUGCGGCCGGCAGGGUUCUGCCGCUUCGCCUUCCACCUGAAGCAGGACAGCGUCUGCGUGAACCCCUACCACUACGAGCGCGUGCUGGCCCCUGCCGGUUUGAGCAUCCCGAGCCCAGUGCCCCCUGCGGUGAAGGAGGAGUUUGUCCAUGACUGUGUGCAGAUGGAGCUGAUGCCCGGCCAGGAGCAGGGGGGCACAGGGGCUCCUCGCUUGCCCCCCUCUGAGAGCUACCAGCAGCAGCUGCCCCCUCUGCAGCUCCCAGAGACCCCCCACAGCCCUGCCAGCCUCUGCCCUGCACUGCCCGUGGCACCCCCAGCAGUUCCAGGGGGCUCUCUGCUGCCCCUGCCCCACACCCAGGGCCUGCUGCAGGUCGCCUGCCCCCCCCCAGCCCCGGCACAGCCCCCCCUGCAGAACAGCUACCCCAACCCCCCCUACCACAGUUCUGCGGUGAACUGGACCAGGACGGGAAUCUACACAGCGAGCUUGGGGGGGCCACAGCCGAGCCCCCCAGCACCACCCAGCAGCCAGAGGCACUCACAGCCCCCCCUGCAGCACCCCAGCCGCUACUGGCCCUCCCCCCGUCACUCUGUGCCCUACCAGCAGCCAGUGUCCACCCAUCCUGGGCCGGAGUUCUGGUGCUCCAUCGCCUACUUUGAGAUGGACGUGCAGGUGGGGGAGACCUUCAAGGUGCCCUCCAGCUGCCCUGUGGUCAUCGUGGAUGGCUACGUGGACCCCUCGGGGGGGGCCAGAUUCUGCCUGGGGCAGCUCUCCAACGUGCACCGCACCAGCGCCAGCGAGAGGGCCCGGCUGCACAUCGGCAGGGGAGUGCAGCUGCAGUGCCGGGGCGAGGGCGACGUUUGGCUGCGCUGCCGCAGCGCCCACGCCCUCUUCGUCCAGAGCUUCUACCUGGACCGCCAGGCCGGCAGGGCCCCCGGCGACGCCGUCCACAAGAUCUACCCCGGGGCCUACAUCAAGGUCUUUGACCUGCGGCAGUGCCAUCGGCAGAUGCAGCAGCAGGCGGCCACGGCCCAGGCUGCCGCCGCCGCUCAAGCCGCCGCCGUCGCCGGCAACAUCCCGGGGCCCGGCUCGGUGGGAGGCAUCGCACCGGCUGUGGGGCUGUCGGCGGCGGCAGGCAUUGGGGUGGACGACCUGCGGCGUUUGUGCAUCCUGAGGCUCAGCUUCGUCAAGGGCUGGGGCCCGGACUACCCGCGGCAGAGCAUCAAACACACCCCGUGCUGGAUUGAGGUGCACCUGCACCGAGCCCUGCAGCUGCUGGACGAGGUCCUGCACACCAUGCCCAGCACUGAGCCAACCCCUCCCUAA